AUGCAGAAUAUCAGAUCCAAGAUCAAAAGAAAGUUGUCGAUGCGUGACAAGGACGUCAAUGUCGACGACUACGACGAAGCCUCGGAUGUCGACGAAGAGACGACGGGACACCUGCAUCGCGAGAUCGAAAAGGCUGAGAAAGAAGGUCACGAUGCCGGUCGACCGGGCACGUUUUUGAAUAAGCUCAUUCUGCACGGCAAUAAGAAGACGGAAGACCAGCUGGCGAAAGAGGCUGCAUAUGCGAAUCAAGGUGGUCAGCAGCAGAUUGGACAGCAGUCGGUGGGUACUUCAGAAGAGGGUGUCGUGAGGUAG
This is a messenger RNA of Sphaerulina musiva SO2202, 312 nucleotides long. RefSeq lists its product as uncharacterized. NCBI's taxonomy places the organism in Eukaryota, Fungi, Ascomycota, Dothideomycetes, Mycosphaerellales, Mycosphaerellaceae. The coding region runs from base 1 to 312 and encodes 103 amino acids. The transcript is spliced from 2 exons. The record is from RefSeq and is a predicted model, not a curated record.